Saccoglossus kowalevskii is the source of this 996-nucleotide messenger RNA. RefSeq names its product ependymin-related protein 1-like. Gene Ontology annotation, molecular function: calcium ion binding. The record is from RefSeq and is a predicted model, not a curated record. NCBI's taxonomy places the organism in Eukaryota, Metazoa, Hemichordata, Enteropneusta, Harrimaniidae. Gene Ontology annotation, biological process: cell-matrix adhesion. Gene Ontology annotation, cellular component: lysosome; extracellular region.
GUCACGCCUGAGGGCCGGUUUGUAUACUACUGAUCGGCGAGGAACAUUCAGUACAACACAAAAUGAAACUGAUCGUGCUGCUAGCCUCAUUUGUCGCCCUCACCACGGCGUACAAAUGCUGCCCACCAAAGCAAUUCGAAAGCACCAUGGGACAGUUCGGAGGCACUUGCACCCGGCAAGGCAAGUCUGGAAUAUUCACCGUUUACGGGCCGUUACAUUAUGACUACAGCAAAGAAAUGGUAGCUUUGGAAGAAUACAUUUCCGCCGGGGAGCAACAGUUCAAAGUAAAGGUCAUACAAGACUUUAACAGCAACACGCAAUAUGUAAUAAUGGCGGGAAAAUGUACGAAGUCGGAUCUGCCGGGUAGCAUUGAUGACACGUGCAUACCAGACGCCGCUGAAUACAUCGGUACAAACGUGUACGGAUUGGACGCAUUGACGGCUGACUCGUAUACAUAUAACGCUCAACAAAUGGGGGCCAACGUCAGUGUUGGUGUAGCCGUCACAGCCAAUGAAUGCCUGCCUUUCGGCCUGACCAUUUUUGCUGAUCAACCUCAAGCGGAAACUAUUUCGUUCAUUGGGUUUAUGAAUGUGACAUUGGGAAUCAAGGACCCAUCGGUGUUCGACAUUCCAAAGAUAUGCGAUCACGAUGACAUCAUACCGUUCAAGGCAAUGGGCAAUAUCGUAUCGGAUCGCAUGAAACGGAUGAUGUUAACAUUUGGUGCUCGUUGACCAAUCACAUCAAUAGGAAAAAUAGAAACAACAUACCCAUGUUUUGCUGUUGAGGACACAGUAUAUAUAAAAUGGUCUGUCAGUGGAAUGCAUUAAUUAUCCAAGUUCAUUAGAGAAUUAUAUAUAACUAAGUGUUCGAAACUAUUGGUUCUAUUAAAUUUUAUACCAAAAUAAAGGAACAUUUUAAAUAGGUUUAUGUUUCUGUAUACUUUGUCACACCCAAAUUACAGAGAAAUUUAUUUUAAUAAACUGUAACCUACAAAGA